Molecule: messenger RNA, 916 nt
Organism: Octopus sinensis (East Asian common octopus)
Lineage: Eukaryota; Metazoa; Mollusca; Cephalopoda; Octopoda; Octopodidae
Exons: 7
Coding region: 257-709 (150 amino acids)
Source: RefSeq, a predicted model, not a curated record
UGAGGACAUGACGAUCCGUUCAUCAUUUGUGCAGCUUCAUGCAUGUCAUCGGUUGUUGAUUGCUUUCCUCCAGCAAUUAAUAUACAGUUGAGUUUUACCCACCAAAAUACUUACAAGUCAGUCAUUUUCAGAGAAGAAUAAACCAAUUCACAAAGAAUACAAAGAAAAAAAAAAGCGAAAACAAGGAAAACCAGAGAAUAAUUAUAAGACUACAAGAUUCACCGAAGACAAAAUAUUGUUUUAUAAAACUUGUAAAAUGAAAGCCUAUAUACUUGGAGCCGUAAUUUUUUUGGUUAUCCAGACCACCCUGGCCAAUAACAACACCACAGAUGUCCCAUUCAAUUGUGAUUCCAUUACGCAGGAAAGAAAUAGUAGCGAAACAGGCGGCGGAGACUGUUUUUCCAUUAUGCGUUACUCAAUGAAUACGCUGGAUGAAUUGGUUAAAAGAAGUUACAACUGCUCUUACUUUUGGUCGGUUUACCAGCCUGGAUACGACUGCAGCUUGCAAUAUGGAUGUGAAAGUUACUUUGAAAUAUUCCUGUCUAGCGUCAGCUGUCAAGCACCGGCUUCUCCUACACCUGAAGUUAUACCGACAACUGAGAAGUCUUCAAAAAAUGCUGCUUCAUGGAUAACACCAAACUUUUCCCAAGCUUCAAGUAUAAUUGCAAUCAUAAUAAUAUCUCAGCUAUUGAACAACAAGAUUUUUUGAUUUAGAUUCCAUGUUUCACCUACUUUGUUUUUUUUUUUGUUGUGUUACAUAAUGCUUCUGUGAAAUAUGCUUUAGUUUUUAAAUGAAAUGGCUUGUAAAUGAUAUCUCGAUGUAUAAAAAUGAAAUCAUGGAUAUUUAGUAUACAUGGAUAAUGCAUAGUGUUUAGGCAAAGAAUGCCAUAAACACUGACCUCAGAAUGGUUCCUCC